UUUCUAUUCACAGCUUUUUUGUUUUGCCAUUCACAGCUCUUUUUCUUUUGCAUUGCUUAUUAAUUUAUUCAUAUUCAUUGUCAUAGAGAGCUAGAGAGAAUGGAACAGAGGCUUCACGAAGCAGCAAUGAAAGGCAAUGUCACAUUAUUACAUCAAAUACUCAAAGAUGAUCCACUAGUUCUCGAUAGAGUGAACUUUGGUGGGUUCGGUUGGAGUCCUUUGCAUGUAGCUGCAUUGCGCGGGCAUGCAGAAUUUGUGAGGGAAGUUCUGGGUCGAAAUCCAGAUCUUGCUGACAUUCUGGACUCUUCACAACGCUCACCCCUUCACCUAGCAUCGGUAAAGGGGCACGUUGAGGUUGUAAAAGUGUUGAUUUCGGUAGAUCCUGACAUGUGCCUUACUCGUGACAAAGAUGGUAAAAAUCCAUUACAUCUUGCAGUCAUGAAAGGCAAGGUUGAUGUGUUGAAAUUGUUAGUUCAAGCCAAUUCCCAAGCAGCUGAGGUCGUGAUGGACCGAGGUGAGACCAUCUUACAUUUAUGUAUGAUGCGCAACCAGUUACAUUGUCUGAAAGAACUUAUGAAUACCAUUAAAAAUAAAGAGUUUGUGAAUGCUAAAGAUGAAAAAGGCAACACCAUAUUACAUCUAGCUGUGGCGAAUACACAAAUCGAGGCCUUAGACUACUUGCUUACUAAUGCAAAACUAGAUGUAAAUAUAAAAAAUGCUAGCAAGUACACAGCAUUGGACAUUCUAGAACAAAUUAGAAAGGAGGUGGAAAAUUCAGAUGAUAUUAAAAAUAAACUCCGAAAAGCCGGCGCCAUGAGCGGCAAGGAUGUUGGACAGUCUGAGUGGUUGGCAAAGAAAAAGGAGACAAUAAUGUUGGUGGCAACGCUGAUUGCAACGAUAGCUUUCCAAGCUGGGAUGAGUCCUCCAGGUGGUGUUUGGCAAGACAAUUCAGACGGACACAGAGCUGGAGAAGCUGUAAUGGCUUAUAAUUAUCCAAAUUCAUACCCAUAUUUCAUUCGUGCUAGCACAGUAGGAUUUGUUGCAUCCCUAAGCACAAUCUUGUUGCUCAUAAGUGGGUUGCCAUUCAAGAGAAGGAUUUUCAUGUGGAUCCUAGUCGCGAUCAUGUGGUUGACCAUUACAUCAAUGGCAGUAACAUAUGCAAUUUCUAUUGUUGUGAUCACACCAAAAAUUGACAGAGAACCACUCAGUCAUACAAUUGCAGUUGCAAUUAUCGUGUGGUGCAGUUUAAUGGCAAUUCUAUUCUUAUUGCACACAGUUCGAUUAGUGAAAAAGAUAGUUGGCGAGGAAUGGAGCAGACAUCUAGUCACCAAGAGAAUUCAGAAUAUCAACUCGCUUGAACUAUAUCAGGGUGUCUAAAAAAAUAUUUAAGUUGGUUUAAUCGAGUCGUGCUAAUAUUUCAUCCUUAUGUUGUUUUUAACUUUAUAUUUGAUCUUUAUGUUUUAUGUUUGCAAUUCUAUUAUCUUCUUUUGGAUAUUAAAUUUAUCUUGAGAUGUAAUUUAUUAUCUUCUGAUAAUAUUAGAAGCGUGGGGUUGACUA
This is a messenger RNA of Camellia sinensis, 1557 nucleotides long. RefSeq lists its product as uncharacterized. NCBI's taxonomy places the organism in Eukaryota, Viridiplantae, Streptophyta, Magnoliopsida, Ericales, Theaceae. The record is from RefSeq and is a predicted model, not a curated record. Gene Ontology annotation, molecular function: protein binding. Gene Ontology annotation, cellular component: plasma membrane.